Salvia hispanica is the source of this 531-nucleotide messenger RNA. Its product is annotated as histone H4. Gene Ontology annotation, molecular function: structural constituent of chromatin; protein heterodimerization activity; DNA binding. Gene Ontology annotation, cellular component: nucleosome. NCBI's taxonomy places the organism in Eukaryota, Viridiplantae, Streptophyta, Magnoliopsida, Lamiales, Lamiaceae. The record is from RefSeq and is a predicted model, not a curated record.
CCUCCCUCUAAAAAUCAUUCCACAUUUCAAAACAAAUUCACCCCCAAAACCAGAAACCGAAAGAUGUCGGGAAGAGGAAAAGGCGGAAAGGGGCUCGGCAAGGGCGGCGCCAAGCGCCACCGCAAGGUGCUGAGGGACAACAUCCAGGGCAUCACCAAGCCGGCGAUCCGCCGUCUGGCGCGUCGUGGCGGCGUCAAGCGUAUCAGCGGCCUCAUCUACGAGGAGACGCGCGGCGUGCUCAAGAUCUUCCUCGAGAACGUCAUCCGUGAUGCUGUGACCUACACCGAGCACGCUCGCCGGAAAACCGUGACGGCGAUGGACGUCGUCUACGCGCUCAAGAGGCAGGGGCGCACUCUCUACGGAUUCGGCGGCUGAGCUGCUAGGGUUGGCGGUUGCGUCAGAUGUAAAUUAGGGUUUAUUUUACGGAGUUCUAAUCCAGUGUUGCUAGACUGUUAUCUAGAUUGUUGUAUGCUCUUUUGCUUGGAUUUUAGUGGAAACUUGGAAUAUAUGUUUCCUUCCUUUGUGUGGCCA